AGCGGGCGGCUCAGCGGCGCUGCGAUCACAUGAGCUGUGUGUUAUUGUGCUAUAAUGUCCACUCGGACAGAGUCUCGAAGAAGGGCAACCAGCACCGACCCCGAUAAUGAAGAGCUUUCAUGGGAUCAUGGUAGUUUGCGAGCUUAUUCUGGUAUUAGUGGUUAUCCCUUCAGCUCCUGUUGUGAUCACGUGUGUGGAAAUGAGCAGAACGUCAGUACCACUGACUCUCACCGGCAAUCGCCCUGCUGCUCUUACACACCCAAAUGCACAAACAGAGGACAUAGCACACAGACAGCUAAUGAAAUAUGGGCGGAGGUCUCAUGUAGUAAGACCACUAUAAGUGCCGAAAAUGAGGUGGAGGCACAGAAACUUGCCAAUAAUUACAAGUUUGGAUUCAGAAAGUGGAAAAGCCAUGUGACCGAGCGACCCUUCGAGGACAGAUCAGACAUAGUGAAGGAGCUCUAUUCAGAGCUCACUAACAUUAAACCAAACACAGGCUCUUUAUUUACAUGUGGUAAUAUUUUAUAUAUAUUAUUAUUUGGUUGGUGGAUCUCUCUGGUGUAUCUUCUUGUCGGUAUCAUGAUGUACAUCAUCAUUAUCGGAGCCCCUCAUGGUAAACUGUGCUUCCGAUUGUCCCGUUACUUUCUGUGGCCAUUUGGAAAAGCUAUAAAAAAGGCAAGAGAUCCACUCGAAAGUGGGAAACCCCAGAAUGAAGGACUGGAUGAGGUGGAUGAGGGGAACGGAGCCACCCCUCUUCUGAGGUCCGGCACAGUAGUGGAGAACAUUGAGGAACCAUCCAGGCCUCCAGAGCGGCUCUGCUGGAAUCAUCUGAGUGUGUAUGUGUGGGUGCUGCUGGGAUACCCUCUUCUAGUUGUGGCUCAUGGUGUGUUGUGUAUUCUCUCCUGGAUCUUGGUUGUCACCAUCCCCGUGUCCAAAAUAAGUAUCCGAACCUUAACCAAUGUCUUGCUGAUUCCCCCUGAGCAAGUUCUCAUAACCGAUGCCGCUAUGGAAGGUGAAGGUGAAGCCAUCCUGUGCUGCUACCAUGCAGUGAAUAUCUACUACUACAAGUACAAGGUUGAUGGAAUCAAUGUUUUUGCUGUCAAUCUCCUCCCUUUGGUCAUUGUCUCUUUGGUCAUCGGCUAUGUGGACAGAGGAAACCAGUUCGCCAGUGCCGAGGUUAAGUUCGCCACUGCAAUAGGUUCACUCAUCCCGUUGUCUUAUUAUAUUGGAAUGGGCAUAGCCAGUAUAUCCGCUCAGAGUAACUUUGCAGUCGGUGCCGUGGUCAACGCCACGUUUGGCUCCAUCACCGAGCUUACCUUUUACAUCACAGCCUUGCUUAGGGGUCAUUACCAGGGCAACAAAUGCCUACAGGAGAUUGUAAAAGCAGCAUUGACCGGGACAUUGCUUGGAUGUAUUCUGUUUAUCCCGGGGAUCUGUAUGAUCAUCGGAGGGCUGAAACACAUGGAGCAGAGGUUUAAUAGUCGCUCAGCUGGAGUAAGCUCCUCUCUGCUUUUCAUAUCUAUUGGAGGUGUCUUUGCUCCAACACUCUUCUCUAAAGCCUAUGGGAAUCUGGUGUGUGAAGACUGCACUAACUCCUCUGGCACCAACAGUACCAAUGGGACUUUCAUCUGCAGGAAUUGUCACUACGAUAUGAGUGAAAACAACUACAGCCUGUUUCAUAGCCAUAUAGAACCCCUGGUGUACACAGUGUCAGUUCUGCUGCCGGUGUCCUACAUCAUCGGCCUUCUGUUCACUCUGAAGACUCAUUCACACAUCUACGACAUUCAUGUUGGUGAUGGAAAUGCGGGUCACUUAGAUGCCGUAGUGCACUGGUCUCGUUGGAGGGCGCUGCUCAUCCUGAUCGUUGCCACAGUGCUGAUGUCCGCCUGCGCAGACCUCAUCACAGAGUACAUCCAGCCCAUACUGAGCCACCCGAACAUCUCUCAGAACUUUAUAGGUGUGACAGUUUUGGCCAUGGUUCCUGAAAUACCAGAGAUAGUCAACGGUAUACAGUUUGCUCUACAGAACAACAUCAGCUUGAGUUUAGAGGUCGGGAGCUGCAUUGCGGUCCAGGUGUGCAUGAUUCAGAUCCCCAUACUGAUCCUGUUCAAUGCCUUUUAUGAUGUUGGUUUCGUGCUCCUGUUCAGUGACUUGCAUCUGUGGGCCAGCAUCUUCAGCGUCAUCCUCGUCAACUACAUCUUCAUGGACGGAAAGUCUGAUUACUUUCAAGGUACGGCUCUCGUCGUCGUGUAUCUGAUCCUCCUGGCGAUCUACUUUUUUGCUCCUUCUCCAGCGGGUUGUUAAAA
Clarias gariepinus (North African catfish) is the source of this 2306-nucleotide messenger RNA. RefSeq names its product cation/H+ exchanger protein 2 (gene cax2). Gene Ontology annotation, molecular function: calcium:proton antiporter activity. Gene Ontology annotation, biological process: intracellular calcium ion homeostasis; calcium ion transmembrane transport. The transcript is spliced from 20 exons. Gene Ontology annotation, cellular component: membrane; endomembrane system. The record is from RefSeq and is a predicted model, not a curated record. Lineage: Eukaryota; Metazoa; Chordata; Actinopteri; Siluriformes; Clariidae. Bases 55 to 2304 code for a protein of 749 amino acids.